This is a messenger RNA of Caenorhabditis elegans, 834 nucleotides long. It is a transcript of the gene T04C12.7, whose product is annotated as Conserved plasma membrane protein. Lineage: Eukaryota; Metazoa; Nematoda; Chromadorea; Rhabditida; Rhabditidae. The record is from RefSeq and is marked reviewed. The transcript is spliced from 3 exons. The coding region runs from base 11 to 619 and encodes 202 amino acids.
AGAACACAAAAUGCCGGUACGAGACGUUCACAACGAAUAUAAUGCUGCCGUACGAAAAGUUCAGAGAACUGAUAAGCUACCACCAAAGCUUCUUUUUGUUUUAAGAGCAGUAUCAUCAUGCUUCGGUUUCUGCAUGUCCAUUUUCUUGAUCACUGUUGGUUGGAUUAAUAAACGCAAUUGUGAAGCAGAUAAGCACAUUCCAUAUUGGCUCAUUAUCACUGGAAUUGUUAUUUUUAUCAGUGCACUCAACUUCCCAUUCUACCUUAUUGGUUGGCGUCGUGCAAAGCAAGCAAUGGCUCCACAAACCUCAACAGAAACAGACAUCAAAAAUGCGACUCCAUUGAAAAUGCAUCGAAUUAGUAGAUUUACGUUCUGCUGUUUGUGCAUGUGCAUUCCAAUUGGUAUUCUCUGGACAAUGCAAAUCUAUGAUAAUCAUGAAAAUUGUGACAAUCUUACAUAUUGGACUGCAUUCAGUGUUAGCAUUUUGUAUUUGUGUUGGAUGUGUCUCAUGGUAUCUGUAUGCCUUCUUGGAUGCUGUAUGGUUGGAGCUUCACGUGUAUCGAAACAAGUUACUGCUGCUAAACUUAAGAAACAGCAAAGUGCAAAUUCAAAUGCAUAACUUUUUUGAAAUAAUUCAUUUUCCAUAUUCUUGCCCACACAAAUUUUGAUUUCAAUUCUCAUUUUGAAAUCAUGUAAUUUUUUACCUUCACAACGAGCGACAAUGCAAACAUGUAACUGGUUUUCAGUAAUCAUUAACUGUACCAAUCUCUAUUCACCCGGUUUAUUGGAUUUUUUAUAUACACUAGUUUGCAAAACUAUAUAAAGUUGAAUUUU